UCGUCCUGGUGCAAUUGUCAGUUCACCAGAUUGCUGGCGUAGCUCACCUUGGGCCUGGCCUUGCCGUUUGCCAAGAGUCUGCCUCCCACAUGCUUGUGCCGACUGCAAACGCGCGGUUUGUGAUGCCAGUGAUGUCUGUUGCAAAGCACAUGGACUUGACAGUGGCAUCUCUAUGCCAAGCGGGUGCAGACAUGAAGUUCCUGGCAGCAAUGCACCGCUUGACAACUUGCAUGUUAUUUCACCUGCACGCGUGCCGGACUGGGUCCAAACGGACAGGGAGCAGAACUCCUUACCGUCAUACCGAUGCAGUUGAAUGCAGGAAAGCCCUGAUGCCAGCGUUCUUUGCAAUGAGUUCAUGCCUGUCACUCAUGACGAUUGCCUGGCAGCUACGCGCUAGUCAGAGACGCUUCAAGAGAGCAUGCCACGCGUUGCGAAUUUUGCCAUCGCUUGUCGCCUCGUGCUUGGUGAAGCGUGUUAUACCGGAACAGCAACUGCAGAGGUUUGUCGAACACUUGGCUUGCCCACCCAUGCGCAUGCGAAAAGAUCCACCCUCAACAGUUGGCUACGUUUGGCUUCAUGAUGCUACGUCAAAGCACGAGCUAGCAGCCAUGGAGGCUGCCCACAUUUCACAAUCCCAGCCAACUGCCAACCGCACAUUCAAGAUUGAGCGUGACCUUCGCUUGCCUGGAAAUGGUUGCUGUGGAACUGUCGCGUGGUGUGCCAGAGCGGUGGCUGUGGUUGAAGGGCCACUUACGGCUUGUCAUUCUUCCACGGCUACGAUAAAAGCCAGACGCUUCAACAUGCAGCAUGUCAUGAGAGCCGCGGGCUGGGUGGAGCAUGAGACGCUAACAAGUGAUGAGUUUCAGCAACUGUUGUCGGGCACAGACAUGCAACGCGUUAAAUGUUGGACAAAGUUCCCAGAUGUUGACCAGCCGCUUGAUGGCUUGAUUUCUUUCAAAUUGCGAGUGAGACAAGCUUGCCAUUGCUUGCGCUUCAGCCCGCGUGAAAGUGUUGCGUUUGAGAAAGCAUUGCUUAAUGCAGUUGGCAACUGCCUCCACCCUUCUGCCUUACUGCAGCCCCUCCAGCAAUACGCGCUUGCUUUCCCUAGUCUCGAUCCCGACACAUGCUUUGUGCAGGAAGAUAAGGACACUGCUGCGUGCUGGAAAAUGGCCAAGUUUUCCUACCAGCAAGUCUCUCGUGCUACAACCCUGCUUGUCAGCAAGUAUUUCCUAGGUUGGGAGACACUGAGCCUAAAAACCAGCGUCACUGAUCUCAGAAAGCGCUUGGCGAAACUUGACUUUGGCUGUGCCUGCUGUCCAAAGUGUGGUGCAAAUCGGAAUGGCAUGUCACUGCUGGUUGCAGACGCAGGGCAAAUGUAUGAACAGAUCAAGCCCGCCGAUGUACUUGCCAACAUGGAAAGGGUUGUGGCCCUCGCCGAGCAUGAGGGGUAUAGGGCGGUCGUGUUGACGCAGUGCAAGAAACUCCGAGGAAGCUUAUGCCGGUCAGAGCAUGUGGCUGUCAAUGGCGCUGAUGCGUGGCCUUUUCGUGACCUUGUUAAAGUUCUCAAAUUGUCCUUGCGCGAAGCAUUGCUGAAUGCUCGGUGGGGUGACCGGAUCUUGCGCCAAGCUUCAGGUAGCCCCAUUGGCGGCCUCAUGUCCCGCUUGAACGCUAUGUUGGCUCUUGGCCCGUCGGAGUGUGAUUUUGCAUGCCGACCUAGUGCGCCUACUGCCGCGCAGUUGGCUGCUGUAAGAUACGUAGAUGACCUGCUUCUGGUGUCCACUUGGUGUUUGGGUUGCUUAAAGCCUCUGAUUGAUCAGGUUUACCCUAGUCAUAUCAGGUUUGAUGUUGAGCAAGCCUCCUACACUAAAGUUGCUUGGCUGGACGUUUGCGUUCUGGCUGCUGACAAUCAGGAUAAUCAGGUUACUACGGACAUUCCUUUCAAUGAGCAAGCGUGGUUGUUAGGGCAAGCCUGA
This is a messenger RNA of Symbiodinium natans, 1973 nucleotides long. The record is from the annotation of a GenBank genome assembly. NCBI's taxonomy places the organism in Eukaryota, Dinophyceae, Suessiales, Symbiodiniaceae.